AUGCGUCGGCCGUGCAGCCCCAUCAUCGCUGUUAGUAGGACCAAAUGUAGGAAGCACAAUGUUGUGGUAUCGGCAGCCCGAAGAAACUUCACUCCGAAUGGUGAACAAUAUUCACACCACAAUCAUCUCGUAAUUCCAGCCGUCCAGACCGCGUCAAAAUCUCUAAUGGAGGCCAUCACCGAAGUGUACGAGAGCGGCUGGUCGGGCCACGACCUGCUGUACGUGCAAGCUCAGAGCAUGGAGAUGCUCUGGCAGGACUUCUCGCACAAGCUGGGCGACCAGGUGCUCAUCCCGCUCAACACCUACACCAAUCAGUUCCCUGAAGUCAGGAAAAAAGUAGAGAAGCGUGGCCGCAAGCUGGUAGAUUACGACAGCCAGCGACAUAGCUUCCAGAAUCUUCAAGCCAAUGCUGCUAAGAGAAGGGACGAUGUCAAGAUCACAAAGGGCCGCGAACAACUAGAGGAGGCGAAGCGCACAUACGAAGUCCUGAACUCUGAGCUGCACGACGAACUGCCGGCGCUAUACGACUCACGGGUCCUGUUCUACGUCAACAACUUACAGACGCUCUUCAGCGCGGAGCAGCUCUUCCACAACGAGAGCUCUAAGGUGUUCGCCGAGCUAGAAGCGAUAACCGACAAGCUCGCGAACGAGUGCCAGCGCGGCUCCUACACCAAGAAGUCGAUCGCCAACAACAUCUCGCCCAUUUCCUCGCCCAAGACCAACACGCUCAACUCACACAACGGCAACGCUGCUUCACUCACUGAUACCGUGCAAACGCCCCCCUCCCCCGCGCUCAAUGGCGACUCUCCGCCGCCCGCGCCCGCGCGCCACGUGAGCGAGGAGCGCGACAAGUCCCCCGUCUCGCUCGCACCCGCUGAGCCCGCGUCGCCUUCCGCCGAGGCCCCGCCCACUAACGACAAGCCCACCAAUAACAACGAGGACAAGAAGCUCGAGGACCUGUACGAUAUACCUGUCGGGUCGCCGGUACCUCCCGAGAAGUUGAAUAAUAACGGCGAGGAAAAGAAACAAGUAGACGUAGAACAGAGUGUGAAAGAAAAGGAUAAAGAGAAUGACAGUCCGAAGACGGACGAAGUCUACGACAUACCUGUUGGGGCGACGCUGGCGGGGCUGCCGGCGGGCGUGCUGUACCGCGUGCGCGCCACCUACCGCUACACGCGCGAGGACAGCGACGAGCUCAGCUUCGACGUCGGCGACACCAUUCGCGUCGUCGAGUACGACGACCCCGAGGAGCAGGAGGAAGGCUGGCUAAUGGGCAUCAAGGAAGGCACGAACGAGAAAGGCAUGUUCCCAGCAAACUUCACGCGGCCCAUAUGAGGCGUUUUAACGUCGCCUGCAACCAAGUUAGGUUCUUGCGUAUAGAUUACCCUUUGACCGCCAUUCACAUGCGCCAAAAAGUUCAAGUUUAAUAGUAUGGAGUGUGGUAAGAAAAGGAGGGAAAUCUGUCAAAGUAAAACUGUUGCAAAAUUCCCUAGAUAGCCUUAUAUUAUAGUUACAAAUACCUCCGAUGGCGCUAGGGGAAGUAGGGGACCACGAAGAGAAUGACGUGAAUUUAGCCAUUAUUGACGGGGCGAAGUACGCUGUCAGCGAUUAGAAAUUUUCCCACCUUUGCAGCGACAUCUAUUGAUAGUUUUAAAUGUGCACGUCUCAUGCAUAAAGAUGUUCCUCAUUUUCUUUGUACAAUCCAUAUUCAAUAGGCUUGGCUCAAAGUCAUUAAGUAGACCCUGGCUUGGCCUUACUUGCAAUACGAUACAUCCUAAUACUAUAUACCAAUAAUGUCGAAAAUCUCAGUAAUCUGAAAGUUCAGCUAUCAUUCAUGUAUCAGUAGUGGCACGUUAAAAUUAAAUUCGUCAUGUGGCGGUCAAACGGUCUAAGUGUAUUGCGCAUUCUAAUAUUUAUUGUUUCCUGUAAGAGAUAUGUUUUCACAAUUAAUUUUUCAAAAA
This is a messenger RNA of Leguminivora glycinivorella, 1961 nucleotides long. RefSeq names its product myc box-dependent-interacting protein 1 (gene Amph). NCBI's taxonomy places the organism in Eukaryota, Metazoa, Arthropoda, Insecta, Lepidoptera, Tortricidae. Gene Ontology annotation, cellular component: plasma membrane; cytoplasm. Gene Ontology annotation, molecular function: protein binding; phospholipid binding. Bases 1 to 1335 code for a protein of 444 amino acids. The transcript is spliced from 9 exons. The record is from RefSeq and is a predicted model, not a curated record.